Molecule: messenger RNA, 2948 nt
Organism: Marmota monax (woodchuck)
Lineage: Eukaryota; Metazoa; Chordata; Mammalia; Rodentia; Sciuridae
Gene: Crat
Product: carnitine O-acetyltransferase
Exons: 16
Coding region: 315-2357 (680 amino acids)
Biological process (GO): carnitine metabolic process, CoA-linked
Cellular component (GO): peroxisome
Molecular function (GO): carnitine O-acetyltransferase activity
Source: RefSeq, a predicted model, not a curated record
CGCCAGCCCGCCGCGGGCCCGGUGGGUGGGCGCGGGGCCGCCUUCACCGCGGGCGGCGGCUACGCGGCGACCUUGGCCCCGGAGCCCUAGCGGGGACCCACACUGCCCGCUGCGGAGCGGACUUUGCCUAGCGCUGGGGGCGGAGCGCACCGAGUGUCGGUGCCCGCACCGCAGAGAUGUUAGCCUUCGCCGCCAGGACCGUGCCCGGGCAGGUGGCUGCCUCUUGGUAGGUUCUGCUCACCCACUUGGUAGCACAGUUAGGCUUAGAGAUCCAGCCAAGGCAGACAGACAGGGCUCAGAACCUCAGUCUUGCCAUGGAAGACGGGCAGCAGAGAGAAAAGAGCAAGAAGGCAGGGCCUGUGCAUCCAGACAGCAGGGAGGCCCUUCACCUCUACCAUUCCAACAGCACCUUUCAUCCUGACUGGGGUCCCUGGAGCCUUGCCAGGAUCAAUGGCCACACCCACCCUCCUCCAUCCCUGCGUGUAGCUGCAGGCCCCUGGGAGGUGAAGCCCCUGGGCCUCCUCAGGCCCUCGUCCCUGACGAAGGUUUCCAGCCGCUUCAAGACACACCAAGAUGCACUGCCGAGGCUGCCUGUGCCCCCACUUCAGCAGUCCCUGGACCAUUACCUCAAGGCACUGCAGCCCAUUGUGAGUGAGGAGGAGUGGGCCCAAACCAAGCAGCUGGUGGAUGAGUUUCAGACCUCCGGGGGUGUAGGGGAACGCCUUCAGAAGGGACUGGAACGCAGGGCCAAGAAAACCGAGAACUGGCUGUCUGAGUGGUGGCUCAAAACAGCCUAUCUCCAGUUCCGCCAGCCUGUGGUCAUCUACUCCAGCCCUGGAGUUGUGCUGCCCAAGCAGGACUUUGUGGAUCUGCAGGGUCAGCUCCGGUUCGCUGCCAAACUAAUCGAGGGUGUGUUGGACUUCAAGGCCAUGAUUGACAAUGAGACCCUGCCUGUGGAGUAUCUGGGGGGAAAGCCACUGUGCAUGAACCAGUACUAUCAGAUCCUGUCCUCCUGCCGAGUGCCGGGCCCCAAGCAGGACUCAGUUGUCAACUUCUUAAAGACCAAGAAGCCACCCAUGCACAUCACUGUGGUGCACAACUACCAGUUCUUUGAGUUGGACGUGUACCACAGCGACGGAACACCCCUCACCUCGGAUCAGAUCUUUGUGCAGCUGGAGAAGAUCUGGAACUCAUCUCUGCAAGCCAAUAAGGAGCCCGUGGGCAUCCUCACAUCCAACCAUCGCAACACAUGGGCCAAAGCCUACAAUACCCUCAUCAAAGACAAGGUGAACCGGGAGUCCGUGCGCUCCAUCCAGAGGAGCAUCUUCACCGUGUGCCUGGACAGGCCUGUGCCCAGGGUCUCAGAAGAUGUCUACCGCAACCAUGUGGCUGGCCAAAUGCUGCACGGAGGCGGCAGCAAGCUCAACAGUGGCAACCGCUGGUUUGACAAGACACUGCAGUUCAUUGUGGCAGAAGAUGGCUCCUGUGGCCUGGUUUAUGAGCAUGCAGCAGCGGAGGGACCACCCAUUGUUGCCCUUCUGGACCAUGUUAUCGAGUACACGAAGAAGCCAGAGCUCGUGCGGUCCCCCAUGGUACCUCUGCCCAUGCCCAGGAAGUUGCGGUUCAAUAUCACCCCUGAGAUCAAGAACGACAUUGAGAAGGCCAAGCAGAACCUUGGCAUAAUGAUCCAGGACCUGGACAUCACAGUGAUGGUGUUCCACCACUUUGGAAAGGACUUCCCCAAGUCAGAGAAGCUGAGCCCUGAUGCCUUCAUCCAGAUGGCCCUACAGCUGGCCUACUACAGGAUCUACGGGCAGGCGUGUGCCACAUAUGAAAGUGCCUCCCUGCGCAUGUUUCACCUGGGACGCACUGACACCAUCCGCUCAGCCUCUAUGGACUCACUGGCCUUCGUCAAGGCUAUUGAUGACUCCAGUGUGACGGAAUAUCAGAAGGUGGAGCUACUGCGGAAGGCUGUGCAAGCCCACCGAGCCUACACUGACAGGGCCAUCCGUGGAGAAGCCUUUGACCGGCACCUGCUGGGCCUGAAGCUGCAGGCCAUUGAGGACCUAGUGAGCAUGCCUGACAUCUUCAUGGACACCUCCUAUGCCAUCGCCAUGCACUUCAACCUCUCCACCAGCCAGGUCCCUGCCAAGACAGACUGCGUCAUGUUCUUUGGGCCUGUGGUCCCCGAUGGCUACGGCAUCUGCUAUAACCCCAUGGAGGCCCAUAUCAACUUCUCUGUGUCUGCCUACAACAGCUGUGCUGAGACCAACGCUGCCCGCAUGGCACACUACCUGGAGAGGGCACUCCUGGACAUGCGUACCCUACUUCAGAACCACCCCCGGGCCAAACUCUGAGCCUUGUGCUCAGGCCUGCUAGUGCCAUAGCCAAUCCCAUCUGGGGAUAGCCACCCUCCAGGGCUCAAUUCCUUUGCUUCCUCUGCCCUUGGCCCCAGGCUCUGAACACAUCUUCUUGGGGGUCCUACAGGCUCAAGCAAGUACCUUCUCUGAGCUGGGGCUCAGUUCAGAACUGAGCAGGACCUAAGGCCCAGGCCUCCAGCGAAUCAUCCCCUGGAGAAGGGACCCAGUCUAGCCCAGCACUUACCAUACUAGGAGACUAGAAAGAGCUCCGUUUCUUUCCUAGCUCAGCUCUGGCUAGUCCUUGCCAUCUCCAUAGCCAGGUCAGGGUCUGUACUCUGAACUCCAAGCUCUCAAGGACCUGAAGACAAAGGAUGAUCUGGAGCUGAGGAGCCAGGGAGCAAGAUUUCCGGGUCAAGGGGACCCCCUGAGGUACCAUCAACAACACGGUUGCUAUGGUCUUUUUGGAUAAGGUGACUCAUGAGCCCUGGCCCUCUUGCUUCCAUGCAGCAUGGUCCCUGAACCACUUCACAGUUGUAAAACACGAGCACACCAGGUAAUUAAUUAAUAAAGGGAAAAUGUGCUGGCAAA